Trichomonas vaginalis G3 is the source of this 1152-nucleotide messenger RNA. RefSeq names its product glycine-rich protein family. Lineage: Eukaryota; Parabasalia; Trichomonadida; Trichomonadidae. The coding region runs from base 1 to 1152 and encodes 383 amino acids. The transcript has a single exon. The record is from RefSeq and is a predicted model, not a curated record.
AUGAUUUCAGCAUCACUUGUUAAUGAAUCAUUUCUUGGAGCUAAAUCAAAUGUGAAAUUCAAUAAAACACAUUACACUUUUGAUUAUCCUUGCGAAUCAAAUUCUGAAUGCACAGAUUACAAAUUAAUCUUAGAACCAGAUACUUACAAAUUCGAACUCUAUGGUGCAUUAGGUGGCUCGAUGAGUAAUUCAGUUUCGUCGUAUCGCUUUUCAAAUAAUAGUUGCAUUCCAAAUGAAAUUGUUCAGAAGUAUCAUGGAAACACACAAUGCAUUAGAAAGGCGAGCGUUGGUGGAGCUGGUGGUUACAUAGCCGGAACUAUUCAUUUAUCCAAACAAACAGUCACUUUUCUGACGAUAGGUGGUCGUGGGAUUUAUGGCAAUAAAAUUUAUGAAGUUCGUACCCCAAAUUGCUUUUUGAAACAAAAUAUGAUGAACGGCGGCUAUGGCGGUGGAGGAAGUUCCUCCAAUUACUGCGGUACUCAAGUCGAAACGUCUGGUAUUUUUUGUGGAACAGGUUCUGGCGGUGGCCAGACAGCUGUCAAAUUUUUAGAGAAUGACCUAUGGCAUCGUGUCUUAGUUAGUGGGGGAGGUGGUGGUUGUGAUAAUGCCCAGGGCGACUACGGAGGUAGUGAUGAUGGUUCUGGAGGCGCCGGGGGAAACUUCACCGCUCAAAGUUGGUUUGCUAAUGGAGUUCUCUCUGAAAAUUAUUUUGCCGAUUCCCUGAAAGGAUUCAGUUUUGGUGUUGGAGAAGCUGCGAGAUAUGGUACUACAUCAAACAGUAAUGCUGUUCAAGAAAGAAAAAUGGAAGAUAAUGCGGGUGCUGGAGGUGGUUGGUUUGGAGGCUUUUCCGGUCAAUUUGGUUCAGCAGGUGCGGGAGGUGGAAGCUCAUGGGCAUUAACUAAAGAUGCAAUAAUUCCUAAAGUUGCAUUGACCACAUCUGAUGAAUUUUAUAUGAAUACUAUCUCUAGAUAUUAUGAAUUUGACCUUACAUCAGGAUACUUAUUCGAAGAUAUUGUAAAUGUUGCUGGAAUCUGGAAUGGAAAUGGAAGGGCAGUGAUUUCUAUUAUCAAUCGAAAUCAUAUAAGGAGCUGUUAUUGGAGUAUUGGCAUACCACUUCAUUUCUUCAUUUUUUUGAUUUUCGUAAGUAGUUAA